This is a messenger RNA of Penicilliopsis zonata CBS 506.65, 946 nucleotides long. RefSeq lists its product as hypothetical. The record is from RefSeq and is a predicted model, not a curated record. The transcript is spliced from 5 exons. Lineage: Eukaryota; Fungi; Ascomycota; Eurotiomycetes; Eurotiales; Aspergillaceae. The annotation marks the transcript as partial. Gene Ontology annotation, molecular function: methyltransferase activity.
CCAGAAAUAACUAUAUCAUCUAAGAACGCAUCACUGUCCUCCUCUGGAACGGACUUUACAUCGCUUCGAUCCAGCAUUCUAGACUAUCAAUACGAGAAUGGCCGCCGUUACCAGAACUACCGCAAGGGCGAAUACCUGUUUCCCAACGACGAUGAUGAACAGGACCGCAUGGAUUUCCUUCACCAUAUCUACAACAUGAUUCUGGGCGGAGAACUGCACCUCGCGCCCAUUGUCGAUGCCCAGCGUGUCCUGGAUAUUGGUACAGGAACGGGAAUCUGGGCAAUGGACUUUGCAGAUCAAUAUCCCACCGCAGAAGUGAUUGGAAAUGACCUAAGUCCCAUACAGCCAGGAUGGGUGCCCACCAACUGUACCUUUGAAGUCGAUGAUUUCGAGUCGGAAUGGCUAUAUUCCCGCCCCUUCGACUAUAUCCACGGCCGCGAGUUAACGGGCACUAUCCGGGACAUCAACACACUGGUCAAGCGGGCAUUCGAGCAUUUGAAACCUGGCGGAUACCUGGAGCUUCAGUCGUUCACCUUCAAGGUAUUUACAGAUGACGACUCUCUCGCUCAACGGGCGCCGUUCACCACCCAAAUGUGUGACCUGGUAGAAGAGGCGGGAGCCAAAUUCGGCAAGGCGAUGCAGAAUAUCGACACAUGGGACGAGGCGUUCAAGAGAGCGGGGUUCACAGACAUCAUGGUCAAGGUCAUCAAGGUUCCCAUGAGCCCGUGGCCCAAGGAUGAGAAACAGAAGAGGAUCGGGCGCUACAUGCAAUCGGCUUAUAGCCAGGCUCUAGGAUCUCAUCUCCCUGGUAUUCUGGGCACUGUGUUAGGAUGGUCAAACGAAGAAGUGCAGGUGAUGGCAGCCAAAGUGAGGACUGAGCUGGCGGAUCUCACAGUGCAUCAAUACUCUAAAGUAUACAUCAUUUAUGGCAAGAAAUAGACAUGAG